AUGGAAGGAGUGAAUGCCGCCAACCAGCAGAUUCUGCUGCUCACACUUGGCGAAGUGGACAAACGCAUAAAGGAAGCGCUGUACUCGAAUGACGUGGGUUGCCCAGAGACCGUGCUGUAUGAGCUGUCGCAAGCAACUUACCAUGCUGCGUUCAUGGAACGGAUAUCUCAAGCAACUUGGAGUUGUCUUAAGGCUAGCAAUGCACGCGCCAGACGCAUUCAGAAGGCACUGACGCUGCUUACAUACCUUGCACUAAAUGGCGCUGAAGGCUGCGCAAGCGACAUUCUCACCCGCCUCGACGAUAUCACUGAACUGCACGACCGAAAGUUACCGGAGCAUAUGAGAGAUUUAGAGAUCAUCAUUAAGGACAAGGCAAUAAACCUCGUAAGCCUAGUAUGCGACAAGCAGCUGCUAGAAAGGAAACGUAAGGAAGCAGCUUCGCUUCGUUCGCGAUUUGUCGGGGUUGCUUCAAACAACGGCCAUGUGGCGACGCAAAUACUGUACAAACCCAUAUACGCGGUUGAUGCCAAAGAAGGGCUACUUAGUCGGGCAGCUAGUGAGGCAUGGAGAAAGUGGAAUUUGAUGUUCAAUGUCAACAGAGGAAAAGGUAACGGUGGGAAAAUACGGGAAAUUUUCAACCGGAUCAAGAAUGGCCAAAUACGCAAUCAAUGCAGUAAAUCGUCACAGAUAUUGCGUACGCUGGGUACACGUACAGGAUCGGAAUUCUACCCCCCAGAGGGGUGCAACGGUUACACGCCGGGAUUGUACAGAAGCAGCAUGGAGGAACAAGAUCGCCACAGAGAUUGGGCACACCGAAACGAAUCCUCCAGCUCAGACUACGAGGGGAGCACAAGCGAGGAGGGUUCAGAUUCAUCUAUAGACUCUGCGUACAGCAACGUAGAUUCGAUAGCGCGGCACCACAGAAACGACUCCGGUGUAUCAAGUCUUUCUACUGAGAGCGCCAGCCGUAGCGUCUACGAGGAGAGUGGCGCAAUACCCGCACAAAGCAUUAGGUUGCACCGCCAACCCGGUCGCACUGAUAUCAAAGUGGAGAAUUAUAGCCACAAGCGUACAGAUGAUGGUAUUAAAGGGCCGUGGAAAUAUCAAUUGGGGCACCAAAACAAAAUUGUGGAGAAUAUUGAGCGGCUAUCUCUCAACGACGCCCACGAAAACUAUCAACUGAAGGGUAAACCCGUGAUGCUGCAACAAACGAAUAUGUACGACGGUUCAUUUGCACAUCUACAGCGCAAUACGUAUCGCGCAAAUCCCUUCGCGCGCGUAUCGCACUACUGA
Messenger RNA from Babesia bigemina, 1293 nucleotides. Its product is annotated as Clathrin interactor 1. Gene Ontology annotation, cellular component: endosome; plasma membrane; clathrin vesicle coat. The record is from RefSeq and is a predicted model, not a curated record. Gene Ontology annotation, biological process: endocytosis. Lineage: Eukaryota; Apicomplexa; Aconoidasida; Piroplasmida; Babesiidae. The transcript has a single exon. Gene Ontology annotation, molecular function: phospholipid binding; clathrin binding. Bases 1 to 1293 code for a protein of 430 amino acids.